AUGCUAGACCAAGCCCGUUGCUCUUCUAAGGCGGUGUCGAGGGCCCCAGUGGGACGGGCCUCCUCCCGAGUCAAGCGCUUCAAGCAGAUUUGGGUCCGUAAAGAAGGCCCUCAGCCCAAUCCCCUUCUUUAUUCUUUGUCCAGCCCAUCCACUCCCUCCGAACCCGCCCUUCUGCCUUUAACCCCUUUGCGUGGCCCAUUCACCAAGCCCUUUCCCUUUUUUCAGCCAUCCACCUCCAUACCCUCUCUUAUCAGCUGGUUUAAACCUUCCUUACCCAAUCCUCCCCACCUAACCCUCUCAAUCUUCAACUUCAUUUCGAUCCUUCGCAUUUCCACCUCUUCCUCCAAACCCGACCAGCCACUUCCCUUCACCACUCGUGCUCUCUCCAACUCAGCCCUGUCUCACAUCCAUCCUGAACCUAGGAUUAUUGAUUUGGAUGAUCCCCAAUCUCCCCCUGAUUCUCCUCCUACCUCUUCUCCAUCCCUCUGUCCCGGACCUUCAUCCCCACCUUUCACCAUCCCCAACCAAUCAAUUUCCUUCGUACCAGAGACACCCCAAUCCCCUGCCCAAUCCCUCUCAACCCCACCCUUUACCGAUGGAAAUCUGCCUUCCCCUUCUUGCUGUCUUGUCUCCAACACACCCUUUUGGGACCAGGAGGCUCAUCCCUUCGAUUUAGACACCCUCAGUUCUACCAGCCUUAACCUAGCCAAGUUGUUCUCUCUAGAUCUUGACGAGGGAAAAAGUCACAUGGUCAAAUUGGUAGUCGAUAAAGCCAAGGAAACUCAUCAAAGGAAAACAAGAAGCAGCAGGUCUAAGCUCGAGAUGGAAAGGCAUCGCCUCGGCCCGGCAAUUCCUGGGAUCCUCGAACCACGGCGUAACAAGAGGCGGAGGGGACUUCCUAACGAUAUCGAAGAAUGA
Molecule: messenger RNA, 918 nt
Organism: Linum trigynum
Lineage: Eukaryota; Viridiplantae; Streptophyta; Magnoliopsida; Malpighiales; Linaceae
Source: the annotation of a GenBank genome assembly